AUGGAACCGUCCCGAGAUCGAGAGCUGGUAUUGAAGGACAGGCACUCAUUUUCAGAAAUGUCCAACAGGCCAGCUAUCCCAAUGUGGGAUAGUGCAGACCCAGAGCGAGCUCCACCUCCACUCCCCUUAAACCCCGGUUCGGGUAGUCCCACAACCCGACCAAAUGUUUCCGCAUCUAUACAGGCUGUCGCCGCUGCAUUAUCAGAGAAAAGCAAUGAAAAUGUUCCAAGCUCUUACACGGUCAAUCCUAUGGUACUCAAGUCAUCGCCAGAAAAAUCUCUGGUCAAAGGACAAUUCCAUAAGCGCAUACAAUCACUUCAGCCGGCAAUAAACAGCCGAGAGCUCACACCUUACAUAGAACGACGCUCUCCCGAGAGAAAUUCCAGGUCAAGCCCAUUUGAUGCUGAUGGGGGACGAACGCGAGAGAAAAGCCCAUCUCGCGUAAAGACCCCUACUUCCGCUGGAAAAGAUCCUUCCAAUUUCCGUGCGUCGAGCCGCUAUCUGUCUAAGCCAAUCCUUGGGGAGAACACUCCUCCGUCUGCUACAAUGCUUGCUUUGCAGAACAUGCAGCUCCCAAUCGAGAUAGAUUCCCCUACCAAGGGCGCCAGCAACUACACUCCAUCACCACAGCCUCAAGAUUUUAGUUCACUGUCUAGCCAAAUUUCGAGUUUGACUUCUAUCGCGACAGCCUUGCAACAAGAGAUGUCACAAUUAAGCAGACGCAGUAAAGAUAAUGCCACCGACCUACUAAGUCUCAAGGCUGCAACAAAUGCACGAGAUGAAGAUAUACGGCGAAGUCUCAAAGACCUGGCAACAAACUUGACUGGCAAAUUGCUCGAAAAUGAAUCGUCACAAUCUACUGGCCUUUAUGGCCAUUCUGGUUCUGCGGGAUUCAUGCUCGAUAGCAAGGCCCAUGAUGCAACUUCUCCUUGUUCCAGGAAAAGUUAUACACUCCCUCGGAUGCAAAGUCCUAAUAGCUUCGCAGCCACGAUAGAAAGGGAAUUAACUGCCUCACCCUCCAUCUCCACGGAUGGCUCUGCAAGCAUCGCGCUGCUCGAAAAGGUUUUGCGUGAGAUGGCCACAAAAGAAGGUCAGGAGAAGCUGCUCAAGCUGAUGGAUGAAGUAAAAUCUAGACCUAGUGGGGCACAGAGUACCGACAAUGCCAUGUCCCGAAUGCUCGAAGAGAUCCUCAACCUAAUCAAGCAAAAUUCUACCAACCACGCCCUUGUACCUUCAAGACAUGGGCCUGGAGCAAAUGGCAGUGGCGACAAACCCCCGUCCCUAGAACUUGAUUAUGAAGCACCACGGUCGGGUCCUUUGUGCCGUAAUACUGAGGCGGAGACUCCUAACCGAAACAAAAACCGGAGCUUGGAUAGUGGUUCCACAACCCAAGCUACUGACACCGUCUCUAGGGAGAUUUUAACCAUCCUCAACAAGGUGAAAAGCAGUGUUGCCGACGGUGGUGGUUUAACGAACGAGGUCAAAGCGCUCGUGCGAGAACUUAGAGGCGAGGUUUUGGGAAUGGGACGAGAGAUCGCGCGGAAAUUAGAAGAAGCCGAUGCAGAACAUGCAUCAGACCAAGCAAUACCACCAGGCGCCAGGGCGGAGGAAGUCGCACAUAUUGUCAAUAGUGCUUUAAUGGACCUGAGGGUGCAUAUGGAACAGGUGAUAAAUGAAAACCAACAUCGGUUAUCAUCGACAAUUCCUCGCGCGAUCGACAGUCAGGAAGCAUAUAUGGCUGUUAAGAAAGCGCUCGAAGAUCAUCCUCUGCCGGAACCUGCCCCGCCUCAGAUAACCGGAUCAGUCUUAGAAAGGGAGGAGAUCCUUGAAGCCGUUCGGGAGGCCUGGGAGACGUACAAGCCCGAGAUUGAGCUUCAAAACUUUGGCCUUGAGAGGGAUGAGAUUUUGGAAUGUUUGACUGAAGGCUUGAAGGCGUACCAGCCUCCAAAAGAGCCAGCCGAACCAGGUAUCACCUAUAACGAAGUUGUCGAAGCUGUCCAACAGGGUUUAGAAACUUUCACACCACCACGUAUUGAGCAUGACGGAGCAAUAACAAGGGAAGAAAUAACAGCGACAAUAAGGGAUUGUUUAGAGAGUUUUGAGUGGCCAGUUCCUCCUGCUGUGCUUGAUAGAGAAGCUGCAAUCAACCGCGACGAUGUUUUAAACGCAGUCAAAGAGGGAUUAGCUUCUCACGACGGUAUUUCCAAAGAGAUUGAAUUCAAUCGAGAAGAUAUUGCAGAUGCCAUAAAGGCCGGGUUCGGUGAAGUUUCCGGGUCGUUGCAUAACAACAUUAGUGAUCAGUUCUUGGACCAGCUUCAUUCCUUAUUGGGUGAGAUAAAGGAUGAAUUCAGCCAGUAUUCUGCGGCAAGUGGAAGGGACACGGAACAGGUGCUGGAUGCCAUCAAGGACGGGCUCGAAUCUCUCAGAGGCGAAAUCGAAUCCUAUGUGGAUCGUGCUUCAGAUGUUACCGGGAAAGAUGAGAUUAUUCAUACUGUUAAGGAUGGAUUCCACUUGUUACAGUCAGACCUUGAAAAGUCCAUUGUUGAAGCUGCUCGAGCAUCUGAUGGUGGGCAUUCUAAUACAAUCGAACUACUCGACGCGAUGGAAAAAGAGUUUGAACAUCUCCGGCAAACAAUGAGCAACCUGCUGAUUAGAAACAGCGCUUCGAGUGACAAGGAUGAAAUUCUUGAUGCUAUCCGCGAUCUUGCAGAAAGUGAUACUUCAAAAAACAACAGUUCGGAAACUUCUCAGAUGGUUAAAGAGGAAUUCGAGCAUCUACGGGAAACCCUUACCCUCACAAUUAUGAGACCAAAUUCGACUCUUGAAAGAGACGAAUUAAUUUCCAUUCUCAGGGAGAGUUUUGAAGCAAUUCAAGACGAGCACAACAGAAGGAAAGAUGGAAAUGAGAGUGUUUUUUCUAACACUGGGGAACUCCUCGAUGCCUUCCAUGACGGAAUCGAUAUCCUCCGCUCUGAUAUGGAAAAGAUCAUGAAUAGGCCAGCGGAGACAACCACAAGCGCAAGUGAGGAGCUUUUCACUUUACUAAGGGACGGUUUAGCAAGCGUCAAGUUUGAAAUUGAACAACUCCGCCAUGAUCAGAAAGAGGCCGAAGGCACUCAAACCGCACGCGGCCAAGAGGUUAUGCUUGCGAACGAAUCCUUGAUUGGAAGCGACAUUGAAAGUCUGAAAGUUCUCGUUACUCAGCUCCAGAAUAAGGUCGAAGCAAUUGAACCCCGACCACGUGAUUCGGAAAACCUUGCCAAUCUUGUGGAAAAAAAUGACCUUGUGGAUGUCCUAAACUCUAUUAAAGAAGUACAAGAACUAGUGAUCGAAGUUGCUAGUCGUGAACCCCUCCCGGCCGCAGUGGACGAAAAUGCUGCCAAAAAGGAGGAUACUGAAGCCAUUGAAACCCUGCUCGUAAACAUGAAAGCCAAGGUUGACGAGCUAGUAGAGACAAGUAGCCCGAAUGGAAUAACGGCAGAUAGGGCUGAUGCGCUGGAGGCGCUCGCAAAGGAGACAAAGGAAAUUUUGGAUGGCUUUGCUGCUCAUGUGGAAACACACGGUGCAUCAAAAUCAGAACUAGAGAAUCUUGAAACCAUCGUCAAGGAUAUCUGGGUCGUUGUGGAAGAGUUGAAAACAAACACCGCGCAGCCCGAAGACGCCUCAGAGAAGGUGAUCAAGGAGGAUGUGCGAACCCUCGAGGCGAUGUUGCUUGAAAUCAAAUCGCAGCUUGAGGAUUUCGUUCUGCCCGACAUUGAAACUCUUCCGACAAAAGACGACAUAGGUGCCAUUUGCCAUAUGGUAACUGAGUUCAAGGAAAAGGUGGAGGUGGAAAACGACCUCACGGCUCAGGCGUUUGAGUCCCGAAAGAUCGAGCAUGGUGGAUUGGCAGAAAAAAUCGACGAAGCUAAGCAGCUUAUCACUGAUUUGAAGGAUGAACUCAAGAGCAAACUCACCGACAGCGAUGAAGGCCUUGUCGACAUCAAGACAAUUCUGGGAGCGUUGAGUGAUGCGUCAGAGUCAUUCGCUACCGCUGAAAGCCUCAAGGAGCUUAGUGACCUCAUCACUCGCGAAUUUGACCGAUCCCAUGGUGAUCGGGAGGCUGAGAAAAUUGAAACGGCUGAAAGAGAAAUUUCCUCGUCUGCAAAACACGAGGAAGCCCGAGCAGCAAUAGUGUUGGACCUUGGAACGAAAAUCGACGAGAAGUUUGCUGAGUUGUUGGCUAAGUACGAAGACGCGCAGAUGCUAGCAGAUUCAAAAUUCACUGCUAUCGAACAACGUGAUGUCCAAAGCCUGGACACCUUGACGAACACCAAAAACAUAGCAGAAGAUCUCAAGCUCGUUAUAGGUGGCAUGGGAGACAGCGUAACUCAGGCUUGUGAGAGGAUGAGCGAUGAUGCUAAGACCUUUUUCCAUCGUGUCGAUGAAUCCUUUUCGAAAGUGGAUGACCUCCGCUCUGACGUCCAAUCACAGCAUGAUCAUCUCAAGGGAGAAUUAACACGAGCACUUGAAGCAACAAAUCGACUAGAAAGCCAACUCGCUGACUCCCAUCCAAAAAUUCUCACUACUAUCCAAGAUAUCUUGUCCAUGGUCUCAAAGCAUUAUGACCACUCGCAACAGACUAGCGAGGAACUCCAAAGAAACGUCUCAGCCAUCCCAUCAGCCAUCCCUCCUUUAUUACCAGCUCUUCCCCCACCACCUCCUCCAGUGGAGCCUCGAGAGAUUGUUAUCCCGGAAAAGUACGACGACACACAAGUCCACGACAAGUUGAACACUCUUCUUGACCACGCUGCCUCUACUGGCAAAUCUAUAUCUCAAAUUGAAAAGCUGGACCAAAUCCAAGACCAGAUUUCGUCAACAGCAAAUGAGCUGCGUGAAAUUAUGGUGGCUCAAGCAGCUCUAUUGACCGAAAGUCAGGCAAAGAAGGAUGCAGAGGCUCAAGAUGUAGCCUUCGCGCUCGAGAAGAGACUGGCACAGAAAGAGAGAGUAGAGGCAGAGGUUGUCGAACUGAAUGACCAAAAGGGAUCUCUUUUCCGUAUGGUCACGGAGCUAAAGGAGGAAAAGGAAGCACUUAGCAAAGAAAAUCUGAAGCUUCAUAAAGAAUUGGCAGGGCUGGAGACUGCAUUGCGUAUCCGGAGAGAAGAAAUGCAGCUUAUGGAGGACCGUGCAGAAGGCCUGGAGCGAAGGAUUGUCGAAGGUGUUCUCGAGCAUGCGAGAAGCCUUUUGAUCAGUCGACCCGGUAGCACUCAGGCCAUGAAUCUAAAACGAGUUCCGAGUUCAGCGAGCACGGUGACGCGUGGAAGUGUUGCGAGUACCGCCAAAGAGAAUAGCGUGCUCAGUAGUGGCGUUGGCAUGGCUCUGAAGCGGCGACGAAACCCUUUGAAAACCACUGCGGGAUCUGCAGUGGCAUCACACACGAAGCAAGAGCGGAGAAUUCUCAGCCUUAGCAACGUCACCGGUAACAAAAGGUCGACAGAUCGACAGAUGCUCCCUUCGGCAAGGAGUGGAUUAACCAACUUGAAACGAAGCCAUUCAGUCAAGUCAAGUUAUCCGGUAGUUAAGCCUUUGUGGGAUAGUCGGAGCCCCACUUCCAAUAAAGAAAAUGAAUUGGUCAAGGAGGAGGAUGAGGAAGUUAGCGGAGAUGAAAGUGAUGCUGCAACAGAAAGGAGGACCAGCUAUACGGGAACUUGCACAGACAGCAUGUCCUAUGCAACGACGAUGUCGACGACAGAUAGACAAUCGAGCUACAGCAGCUCCACCAACGGCUUAGUGAGUGCGGAGCCGGGGACUUGGGUCGAAGAAUAUGAAAGUGGGAGCGAGGGCGAACAGAGCCCGGACGAAGACGGGGAUGGUCUACGGGAUUUAGACACCAAGAGCUUCACAAGCGCGGAGCUCCUGGAACCACAACCUCACGACGAUGAAAGUGGCGUGGAUCCCGGUGGAAUGGUAGUCUACAUGCCGCAAAGUGACAGCGGCCUAGGAACCGAAUUGCCCGGCUCAGCGAGCGAAAAGGGGUUCGCACAGGAAUCGGUCUAUAGCGAGUGCGAUUGA
Histoplasma capsulatum G186AR is the source of this 6051-nucleotide messenger RNA. RefSeq lists its product as uncharacterized. The transcript is spliced from 2 exons. The record is from RefSeq and is a predicted model, not a curated record. Bases 1 to 6051 code for a protein of 2016 amino acids. NCBI's taxonomy places the organism in Eukaryota, Fungi, Ascomycota, Eurotiomycetes, Onygenales, Ajellomycetaceae.